GGUUUCAUAAAAAUUAAUCCCUGUUGUUGUCAAUUUCUUUGAAGCUACUCCAAUUGGCGAGGCGCUCGCUGCGGGAACCAAUGAGGGAAGAGGGUCGGGUAACUGGCCGUUUGAAUUCAAACCGCGGGCAGGAGAGAGAGAGAGGGACGGAGCGUGAGUCCAAGGAGCCUCCGGACUUGGGGGGUCUGUUUAUGAAGGUUGUACAACUCUCAAAAUGGCAGAGGCAGAUUGGGAGCUGAGUAAGGAAAAUGUUCAGCCUUUGAAGCAAGGCCGAGAUGUGGGCACACUUAAAGAUGUACUUGCACAACAUGAAGGCCCAAGUCAGAUCAGUAUCCAGGAACAGAAACUAGCCUUUGAGGCAGAAAUCCGUUUUUAUUCUGGUAAUGACCCACUGGAUGUUUGGGAUAGGUAUAUUAAGUGGACAGAGCAGGUGUUUCCACAUGGUGGAACAGAUAGUAAUCUCUCAGCACUGUUGGAGAGAAGCUUGGAGCUCUUCCUGAGGAAUGACCAAUACUACAGUGAUCUACGGUACCUUGGUCACUGGUUAAAGUUUGUUGACUACUGUACUGAUCCAUUGGAAGUUUUUGACUUCUUGAAGAGCAAAGGAAUCGGUAUAUCACAUGCUGCUUUUUAUAUUGCCUGGGCUGAACGAUAUGAGCUUCUGGGGAAUAGUAGAAAGGCAGAGGCUGUCUUGCAAGAAGGGAUUCAGCUCAAGGCUGAACCCCUUGAGAAACUCCAGCACCAUCACAGAUACUUUCAAUCACGAAUAUUUAAGCAAGUUGUUGCCUCCAUAAAUGAAGGAACUAAUGAAGAAUUAGUUCCUGAGCCUGUUCAACCACAAAGAACUACUCUUGGAGAUCUCAAACGCAGUGGGCAAAAGAAGGCCUUGGCACCAGUCAACAGGAUUGGAAAUUCUGUGAGAUCACAAAGCCGAGGACUUGGACAACAUGUGGUUUCCACUCGGGAACAGUGUGGCACUUUUGAAGUGUUCAAUGAAAACCAGUUGUGCAGCCAGCCUACAGACCAGCUGAGGUUAACACAGGGGCAGUGGUCCACACUACCUUCAACUUCUGCUAAAGAGAAUGAAAUCAAGCCAGGACAUUGGAAUACUUCAGGGAUGUCCCAACGUUCCAACAUGCAUUCAGUUCCAUUUUCUGCAGCCUCAUCAACCAGCAAACCUGACUUUAAGCUUUAUGAGGAGGAAUCCGCGCAUGUGGAAACCACAACUCCUCGUAAGAUUGAGCCUUUGUUCACUCCAGUGUUGAGUGCACGGAAACCCAGCAAAGAAGCGAAUCCACUGGCUAGAGUGCAGUUACAAAACUGCAAAGAAGAAAAAAUGGUGGUAUCCAUGUAUUCAAAAGACAAGGUCUAUGCUGGACUGCGUGAGUUCUCCUUUGAAGAACUUCGAGCAGAGGAAUUCAAAAAGAAAUAUAAGGCUAUUUGUAAAGAACAAGAGCAAAAGUUGUUGAAGUUAAAAAAGGAAAAAGAGGAGAUGGAGCAAUUAAUCCACAUGACAGAAAUGAGAAUAAAAGAGCAUAUCCAACCUGAAGCACAACAGAACAAAUCAGAUCUUCAAACCCAGAUGCCCAGAAAUGCGUCAAUUUUGGCUGCACAACCCCAAACCUCUUGCACAGAUAAAAAUGUUUCAUUGGAUAUUUCCUGCUCUGCAAGUCUUCAUCCUAACUUUCAGAACCAAGCAGCUGGUAAUAUUGUAACAAACUCUGGGGCUGCUACCUGGGAAUUUGGUGCACAAUCCAACAUAUCAGAAAUGAAAGCUGAAGAUUCUUACAAAGAUGAGUUAAAUCGAGACGAAAUGAGACUGAAAAACCCGAAUCUUUCAAAUUACACAGAUGGGGAUUGCAUGGAAAGUGGUCAACCAAAUGUUUUGGUGGAGGUGCAUAAUUUGUCAGCGAAUCGCAGUUUACAACAUGUACAGCCAUCACCAACUGUCUGCACCAGAGAGGCUUUGGAUGUCAUAAAUGAUAUGUUCCAUGCACCAGUUACUUGCUCACAAGUGAGUGAAAAUCAGUUUGAGAAUCUGGGUGCUGUGCCUACUAUCUGUAACAAUGAUUACCUGGCAUAUGAAGCUCAGUUCAUGAAAAAUGCUGACAAAAGCACUCCAGUUCCAAACCAGAUGCCUUCUACUUUCUUUGGGUUGCCGCCUGCAACAGUAUCUUUCAGUAUUUUUGAUGAGAAUGCAGAUGUUGAAGACCAGGAAAACAAACCACCUGCAGACUACUUGAAAGCGAGACCUCGCUGGCCACUUUCUGGAAUCCUUGUACCUUCCAAGCACAUUCUAACUGAGGGAACCUGUGUUGCUGAAUGUGAUGAUUUGGAUGGCAUUGAACCUAUCAAUGAGGAUCACUUUGAGAGUAAUGACUACCCAAACAAAACAUUUGGCCCAUUUCCUGAAAACACAUGUGACUUCACAAGGGGAGCACAUCUGGUCUCUACCCCUUUCCACCGAAAUUCUCUGAAUGAUGACCAAAACAAGCCAAUCAAAUGGAUUCCUGGUGGAUCUACUAAAAAUGCUCUAAGUUCAUUGUCGCCCCUCAAGGAGUCCAUGUAUGACCAACCUCUGCAUAUGAAAAAACUAAGUCCAAUUCAAGAAGCAAGUGAAGAUGGUCUCUCUUCUGCUGCCACCACCUCUUCUGCAGGCUCCUCCACUUCAGUGGGUGGACUUUGUGCUAUGAGUGACUUGAAUGUCUUUGAAAAAUCUGAGCCAGGCCAGUUAAAUUCUUCUGAGGUCUUCAAUGUGAAUUCCAUCUCUGGUAAUCCAUGGGAUAUAGAAACACAGAAUCAACUUUUGUUGUCCCUUCCCAUACCAUUAAGUUCACUCCAAGAGUUCUACGUUCAGAAUGACCCAGUGCCUACCUUUGAAGUUGGACGCGAGCUGAAUCUGGGCUCACAAACGUUUAACAUUAAACAAGUAGCAGAGCAUGAACAGUGCCGGAUGUUCUAUGGAAUGGAUCCAAGCGUGACCUUAUCUAAAGCAAUUAUAAAGGUGUAUUCACAUAGAGUGCCCUGGGACUUCUACAUCAAUCAACAGCUCAAAAUGCGCCUCGGCUCCCAGUUUAAUAAGUAUUUCAGCCAGAAUCAGUGCUGCUACCUGUUUGACAAUGGCUGUGUGACUGUGGAUCAGGACAAGAACAGUGAAACGUUAAAGGAUCUGUCUCAUAUUUGGGAAUCUGUACCAGAAGCGCUUGUUGUGUUUCUAACACUUGACCUACUGGCUCUAGUGGAACUCAUGCACACUGCAGAAAUUGUCCAUGGAGGCAUAGCGCCUGAAACACUCUUCCUGAGCCCUGGGCUCUAUAAUAGUGCCUCCCCAUGUCCUGAUGGUAAUAGUUUAGUAAAGCUCAUGGACUUCACACACAGCUUGGACUUGAGGCUGCAGGCUGAUGUUGCCACAUUUACAGGUUUUCCAACAGUUCGUUCAUUACCCAAUAGGGACUUCCUUUUGGAGUGCACCAGUGCCUACCAGGUUGAUCUCCUUGGGAUUGCAGACACUAUGCAUUUUCUGCUUUUUGGAGGACAUCUAGAUGUUUGCAAGGAGGGUUCAUUGUGGAUUCUCAGCCCCACAUCUUACAGAAUGGAGUUGCUGUACAUGGAGUUAUGGAACAGUUUCUUUGAGAAGAUUCUAAAUGCAGGAGAUGCACCUUCAAUCACUACACUAAGUGAGUUGCAACAAACAGUGAGAGAAGCCAUUGAACCUGAUUAUGAGAUCCUGUGGAAUGAUGCGUUUGUACAAAAUCUGACACCUGCAUUAAGUGAAUGAGGAAUAUUUUUUUAAAAAACGCACAUUCAGGAUGUUUUUCUAUUUUGUAACUGAAUAAAAGUCCCAUGUAAAUGUUUUUCUGUAUCACUUCCAUCAAAAUUUACUUUUAAUAUUAAACUUACAACUUU
Messenger RNA from Pristis pectinata (smalltooth sawfish), 3906 nucleotides. It is a transcript of the gene bub1bb, whose product is annotated as BUB1 mitotic checkpoint serine/threonine kinase Bb. Gene Ontology annotation, biological process: meiotic sister chromatid cohesion, centromeric; mitotic spindle assembly checkpoint signaling. The transcript has 25 exons. Gene Ontology annotation, molecular function: protein kinase activity. The record is from RefSeq and is a predicted model, not a curated record. Bases 215 to 3778 code for a protein of 1187 amino acids. NCBI's taxonomy places the organism in Eukaryota, Metazoa, Chordata, Chondrichthyes, Rhinopristiformes, Pristidae.